CUCUUACACAAAAACUUAAGAUGGCACCCUCCAGAACUAUGUUACUCUCACUGCUUCUUUUUUCGUUUUCCGUUACAAUAGUCUUCUGUCAAUACGAGAAAUACAGCUUCAGGAGUUUUCCACGUCAUGAACUAAUGCCACUAGAUUCUGCAUAUAAAUACGCACUGGACCAGUACACCGGAGAGAAAUGGCAGGAGACAGUGGACUACCUCGAGGUGUCUCUCAGGUUGUACCGAUUGCUCAGGGACAGCGAGGCCUUCUGUAACCUCAAUUGCAGCUCAGUGCGGCUGGACAACGAGGAGAGGUUCACAGAUUUUCCGGAGUUGCAUGUUUUCGGUAACGUUAUGAAGAGGGCGCAGUGUCUGAAACGAUGCAAACAGGGACUGCCCGCAUUCAGACAGACCAUGCCCAGCCGGGACACCGUGGAUGAGUUCGAGAGACGAGAACCGUAUAAAUACCUGCAAUUCGCUUACUUCAAAUCGGAUAAACUGGCCAAGGCGGUGUCAGCAGCCCACACAUUCCUCCUGAAGCACCCCGAUGAUGAGAUGAUGCAGAGGAACAUGGCCUACUACAAGAGCCUACCUGGGGCUGAUGAACACCUCAAAGACCUGGAGACCAAGACCUAUGAGAUGUUGUUUGUGCGAGCAGUGCGGGCGUACAAUGGGGAUAACUACCGCACUUCGGUGUCAGACAUGGAGUUGGCCCUGAGGGAUUUCUUCAAGGUCUACGACGAGUGUCUGGCGGCUUCAGAAGGAGCCAGGGAGAUCAAAGACUUCAAAGACUUCUACCCCUCCAUCGCCGACCACUACACAGAGGUGUUAGAGAGGAAGGUGAGGUGUGAGGCCGAGUUGACUCCUGUGGUUGGAGGAUUCGUUGUGGAAAAAUUUGUGGCAACCAUGUAUCAUUACCUGCAGUUCGCCUACUAUAAAUUGAAUGACCUGAAGAAUGCAGUACCUUGUGUGACCAGCUACAUGCUGUUUGACCCCAGUGACGAGGUGAUGAAGAACAACGUGGUGUAUUACCAGUACCACAGAGAAAAGUAUGGACUCAGUGAUGAAGACUUCCUGCCUAGAUUGGAGGCGGUACGGUACUUGAACCAGACCACCAUGCAGCUAGAGAUGCUGGAGUUCUCCAGACAGCGGCUAAUGAGUGAUGAUGAGGGGGAGGUGGUGGAGUUUCUAGAUGAGUUGCUGGAUGCUCAGGAUGAGUAAAAGAUAAAGG
Esox lucius (northern pike) is the source of this 1221-nucleotide messenger RNA. RefSeq names its product cartilage associated protein (gene crtap). The record is from RefSeq and is marked provisional. Gene Ontology annotation, biological process: peptidyl-proline hydroxylation to 3-hydroxy-L-proline; collagen fibril organization. Lineage: Eukaryota; Metazoa; Chordata; Actinopteri; Esociformes; Esocidae. Gene Ontology annotation, molecular function: collagen binding; protein binding. Gene Ontology annotation, cellular component: endoplasmic reticulum.